UUAUUAUGUUAAUGGUCUGACCAAUGGCGCAAUGGUUAAACAAGUGACCCAUUGACCGGUUCUUUCCCCAGGUUGAUGUUUGGGUCAUGUUUUAAAACUAUGGGAGAUACAAAGGGUGGGUCUUGACAUAACGGUAAGGUUGCUCUAUCGUGACCUAGAUGUCAAGGAUUCAAGUCACAGAAACAAUCUCUCCGCAUGUGGAGGUAAGGUGGCGUAUAUCUGACUCUCCCUAGAUCUUGAAAUGGCGGGAGCUUCGCACAUUGGGUCACCUCUUUUUGUGAAUCAUUUAGGGACUGGUCAAGUCAGAUCUUUUGGCAAGCAAUGCUUCUGGGAGCUUGUGUGGACAUGACAUGUUGCACAGGAUGACUGCCACUCGCAGUUGCAGGUGGACAGUACUAUCUUUCUCCCCUUAAGGAGGCAACUUCAGAGACUGGGCUUUCGGAUUCAGUGGUCAAGCGAGUUUGCAAGUGUCUAGAUUGAAGGAGGCAGGCUUACAUAGCAUCUAGCAAAAUAUCUACACAUUUGCUUUGUCAUCUUGUUUGGACAUUGGAAAUAAAUACUCUCCCUUGGAUGGAGGUGGUUUGUCUCAACAGUGAGCCAGUGUUUGAUGAGGCUGAUGAAUAUGAAGAUCAAGGAGGCUGUAUGAUGGGGGAACAUGAUGAUGAAAUUCGUGAAACACAGUCAAAGAAGGAACGCCCACUACCCACUGUGGGUUUGGAGUUUGAGUCUUUUGAUGAAACUUAUGAUUUUUACAAUAUCUAUGCUAAAGAACUAGGAUUUGGCAUCAGAGUGAGUAAUUCAUGGUUUAGAUCAAAAAGAAAAGAGCGGUACAGAGCAAAACUUAGCUGCAGCAGUGCAGGCUUCAAAAAAAAGAGUGAAGCAAACCAUCCGAGACCAGAAACAAGAACUGGCUGUCCUGCAAUGAUCGUCAUUAAGCUCAUAGACUCUAAAAGGUGGAGAAUAGUUGAAGUCAAGCUUGAACACAAUCAUCCAGUGAAUCCAGAAGUCAAACGAUUUUAUAAGUCGCAUAAGAAAAUGAUACUAGCUGCCAAAAAAGCCCAGCAUACGGAACCUGUUAAGGAAGUUCAUACUAUUAAGUUAUACCAAACAUCCAUCGUGGAUGCUGGAUGCAAUGGAAACUCAAAAGACGAUGAAAGAGAUGGUAUAAAUCCGGUUGAUCACUCUAAGCAUUUGGAACUUAGAGAAGGGGAUGCAUAUGCAGUCUAUAACUACUUCUGUCGCAUGAAGUUGACAAAUCCAAACUUUUUUUAUUUGAUGGAUCUUGAUGAUGAAGGACGCUUAAGAAAUGUGUUCUGGGCUGAUGCUAGGUCCAGGGCUGCAUAUAAUUACUUUUCUGACACAAUUGUAAUCGACACAAGCAGCUUGGCAAACAAAUACGAGAUCCCUCUGAUUUAUUUUGUGGGAGUAAACCACCACGGGCAAUCAGUGUUGUUAGGAUGUGGCUUCCUUGGACAUGAAUCAGUUGAAUACUUUGUUUGGAUGUUUGAGGCAUGGCUUGCAUGCAUGCUAGGACAACAUCCAAAAGUCAUUGUUACCGAUCAGUCCAAGCCCCUGCAAAUAGCAGUUUCUAAGGUCUUUCCACAGGCUCGUCAUUGUUAUUGUUUGUGGCAUAUAAUCCAACGUGUUCCUGAGAAGUUGGGGGGAUUGAAGGGAUAUGAAGCAAUCAAAAGGCAGUUGAAUAAAGCAGUCUAUGAUUCGUUGAAGAUAGCUGAGUUUGAAUCUUCUUGGGCUAACAUGAUAAAUCAGCAUGGACUCGUGGAUAAUAGAUGGCUUCAGUCCUUAUAUGAAGAUCGGCAGCAGUGGGUUCCGGUUUAUUUAAAAGACAUUUCUUUCAUGGGAAUGAUCCCUAUAAAAGAAAAUGAGGGUUUGAGUGCAUUUUUUGAUGGUUAUGUACAUAAACACACAUCAUUUAAGGAGUUUGUUGAUAAGUAUGACCUAGCUCUGCAAAGGAAGCACAUGAAAGAAGCCUUGGGGGAUCUAGAGUCCACAAAUUCAAGCUUGGAGUUGAAAACAAAAUGUAAUUUUGAGUUGCAGCUGUCCAAGGUGUAUUCAAAGGAAAUAUUUAAGAAGUUUCAAUCUGAGGUUGAAGGAAUGUAUUCUUGCUUCAACACAAAGCAAGUGAGUGUCAAUGGGCCAAUAAUAACAUACAUAGUCAAAGAACGAGUUGAAGUUGGGGGGGGAGAGAAGGAAGUCAGGUAUUACGAGGUAUUAUAUGAGACAACUCAAGUGGAAAUACGUUGCAUUUGCAGUCUGUUCAACUUCAAAGGUUAUUUAUGCAGGCACGUGUUAAAUGUCCUCAAUUACAAUGGCGUAGAAGAAAUACCGUCCCAGUAUAUUCUACCGCGUUGGAAUAAGGAUUAUAAGCGCAAAUUUCUUCCAGACCGUGACCCUAGUGAUGUUGAUGUAAAUAACCCUGUGCAGUGGUAUAACAAUCUAUAUAGUCGAGUCACCCAAGUUGUUGAAGAAGGGGCACAAUCUCGAGAACAUUAUGAGGCUGCAUUGCAAGGAUUAGAGGAGCUAUUGAAUAAGUUUAGUCUUGUAGACGACGAUUUGUUGCAAUGGUAACUUUUUAAGAAUUACAGUCCAGUUCAGCAAUGACCAUGUAUGUAUUUUGCUAUCUUGAUUCCUGUAUCUUUACAUGCACACAAACAGCAAGUUAUUCACCAGCAGUGGCAGAAAUUCUUGAACUCAGGAAAAUCGUUUCAAUCGACUUUCUGAGAAAAGAAGCCCACCAAGUUGGAAAAAUUGCUUUGCUGUAUCACUGUUUCAAACAUUGAUGUUAACAUUUGUUUUCAAUGCAU
This is a messenger RNA of Ilex paraguariensis (yerba mate), 2822 nucleotides long. Lineage: Eukaryota; Viridiplantae; Streptophyta; Magnoliopsida; Aquifoliales; Aquifoliaceae. The record is from the annotation of a GenBank genome assembly.